GUUUCGUCUCCUCGCCUCUCCACUUCUCGUCGUGGCCGCUUACGCAAAGAACCAAUGGCGUUUGUGAAGGCCCAUAAGUCCAGGGCUUAUUUCAAGAGGUAUCAAGUUAAAUACAAGAGGAGACGAGAUGGCAAGACUGAUUACCGGGCAAGGAUCCGCCUAAUCAACCAAGACAAGAACAAGUACAACACUCCGAAGUAUCGGUUUGUUGUUAGAUUCACAAACAAAGACAUUGUUGCCCAAAUUGUGUCUGCAACCAUCGCUGGCGAUGUUGUUCUUACUGCUGCUUAUUCACAUGAGCUACCUCGUUAUGGGCUAGAAAUUGGUCUUACCAAUUAUGCAGCAGCUUACUGCACUGGCCUUCUCUUGGCUCGCCGUGUCCUUAAGAUGCUGGAAAUGGAUUCCGAGUAUGAAGGCAAUGUCGAGGCAACUGGAGAGGAUUUCUCCGUGGAGCCAACUGAUACCAGGAGACCCUUCCGUGCUCUUCUCGAUGUCGGACUUGUGAGGACCACAACUGGAAAUCGAGUCUUUGGUGCUCUCAAGGGUGCUUUGGACGGAGGACUUGACAUCCCCCACAGUGACAAGAGAUUUGCGGGUUUCAACAAAGAAAGCAAACAAUUAGACGCUGAAACCCACCGAAACUACAUCUUUGGUGGCCAUGUUGCAAAUUACAUGAAGCUCUUGAAUGAUGAUGAGCCGGAGAAAUACCAAACUCACUUCAGUGAGUACCUUAAGAAAGGAAUGGAUGCCGAUAACCUCGAGGCGCUGUACAAAAAGGUACACACAGCUAUUCGUGCAGACCCGACCUUGAAGAAAUCCGAGAAGCCUGCUCCCACAGAGCACAAGAGGUACAACUUGAAGAAGCUCACUUACGAGGAGAGGAAGGAGAGAUUGAUUGAGAGAUUGAAGGCGUUGAACUCUGGAGCAGGAGGGGCUGGUGACGACGAUGAUGAUGAUGACGAUGACGAGUAAAUCGGCAAAACCAUCAUCUCUUUGCUUUCAGUUUGUAGUUUUUCGUCUCAAGAAUCAUGCACAAGUUUUCCCAUUUCAGACAUGAACCGCCCUCUUUUUUUAUAGUAUUGUUGCUUCACAUUUUGUCUUAGGAAGGAUGAUUAUAUAUGAUUGAGACGUUAUGCUGUUACGGUUUCAGUUCGCCAUUGCCA
Molecule: messenger RNA, 1163 nt
Organism: Tarenaya hassleriana
Lineage: Eukaryota; Viridiplantae; Streptophyta; Magnoliopsida; Brassicales; Cleomaceae
Product: 60S ribosomal protein L5-1-like
Exons: 9
Coding region: 55-972 (305 amino acids)
Biological process (GO): ribosomal large subunit assembly; translation
Cellular component (GO): cytosolic large ribosomal subunit; ribosome
Molecular function (GO): structural constituent of ribosome; 5S rRNA binding
Source: RefSeq, a predicted model, not a curated record